UAAGCUAGGAUUGAUUUACCUGGCAAAAUGCUAAGCUAGGAACGCACGAACAAACAGUGCAGUGUAAUUUCGUUGAGAUCAGAUCGAUCUAUUAGGGUUUCCACAAAACCCACGAACUCCACAAAUUCAGCAGAAGAAGAAGCUGAGCGUUAAAUUAAACCAAACUCAACGAACCAACCAACUAAUCAAUAAGGUUAAAGUAUGGCAGAGCACCUUGCAUCCAUAUUCGGAACAGAGAAGGACCGCGUGAACUGUCCAUUCUACUUCAAGAUCGGCGCGUGCAGGCACGGCGACCGGUGCUCGCGUCUCCACAAUCGACCAAGCAUAUCACCGACGCUCCUCCUCUCCAAUAUGUACCAGCGACCCGAUAUGAUAACCCCUGGCGUGGACCCACAGGGCCAACCAAUAGACCCGCGCAAGAUCCAACAACACUUCGAGGACUUCUACGAGGACAUCUUCGAGGAACUCACCAAGUUCGGCCAGAUCGAGACCCUCAACGUCUGCGACAACCUCGCCGAUCACAUGAUCGGCAACGUUUACGUCCAGUUUCGCGAGGAAGACCAGGCCGCCGCCGCACUUAACGCCCUCCACGGCCGUUUUUACUCCGGCCGCCCCAUCAUCGCUGAUUUCUCCCCCGUAACCGACUUCCGCGAGGCCACGUGUCGCCAAUUCGAGGAGAACAGCUGUAACCGUGGCGGUUAUUGUAACUUCAUGCACGUGAAGUUGAUUGGGAGAGACCUCAGGAGGAAGCUAUUCGGCCGUUACCGUGGAUAUCGGAUCAGCCCGAGCCGGAGCCGGAGUCGGAGCCGGAGCCGCAGCUUGAGCCCGCGCCAGCGAAGGAAGAGAGAUUACGAGAGGCGCGAAAGGGGAAUUGGAGGAAGGAGUAGCAGGGACAGAGACAGGGACGGUGGUGGUGGUGGUGGUGGUAGGCGGAGACAUGGAAGUCCGGUGAGGGAAGGGAGUGAGGAACGGCGAGCUAGGAUUGAACAAUGGAAUCGAGAAAGAGAGGAGAGGCUGUGAUUGUUUUGUUUUUUUACUUGUUCUUCUUAACGGUAAUUAUUUAUCUGAUAAUCUCUCUCUCUCUCUCUCUUGUGGUGUUUUUAUCAACAGAGAAUGGAAUGGAACCUUCUAGAGCUUUUAGUUGUUCGUGGUCUGUGUAUGUUUACGGAGAUUGCAGCUAUCUAUCUAUGUUAUGCAGUUAGAACAGUUGGCCAUUGGGAGCGAGGCUAUGACUUUGGGCUGUACUGUUGUUUGUUUGCUCUUCCUGCUGAGUAAUAGCGCAUGUUGAUUUUUCUGCCAUAUCCCAAUUUUCUGCUGCCUGUGUCUACAAGUAAAUAAGUGAUAAUGGGCUAGGUGCUGGGGGGAUUGGUUGUGCAGCUGGUAUUCUUGGGAUGUAGGAAUUGCAAUUCAAAGAUUGACGAGGUUGGGGUUUGAAUUGCCUCUUCACUUUAGGUAUAUAAAAGCAUGUUUCAGAGAAAUGUUUUUGAUGAAUCCAAGUGCCUAAAUACUGUACAAAUAUGAGACAACUAAGAUGGGCAACUUCUGGUUUGUUAUAUCAUCUUGGGAAUUCUGCUACUUAGGCUGUAGUGGCGUUUGAACUCUGCAGAUUCUUAGGUCGAAAUUAUGGCUUAGUCCUUGCUAUCAAUUUAUGCUACUCCAAUUGCUUUAGGUAAUUUAGGUAGGCAAUGGGGCAACCGGGUUUUUUAUGGGCAUUUCCUACGAAAGUUAUCGUUUUAAGAAAAUGCAGUUGCUCUUUGCUCAUUACUUAGGAAGGAACAGGUGUAUGAUCAUCAUCUGAUAAUAUAUAUGGGGCAGCAGUUUAGGUACCUGAAACCCAAGGUAAUGCCGGGACAGGUGUGCAGAGCAGUACUAUGCCCCCAGUUUUUGUUAGGCUACCUCCGGUAACAGCUGAAAUUUCUUGUCUUACCAUAAUUGUUUUAUGUUUUUGGUUUCAUUGACCGUACUUAGUAUCAAAUCCCUAUAACAGAUGAUUAUCGAACAAAACUACAGUUGAUUAAAUUCUGUAGUCGGGACAUUGAUUAGUAGAAUUUUGGAUCUUACUAGAGUGGUUCUUUGAAGUCUAAAAGAACUGUAUAGAAUGUAAUAUUUGGUCCAGUGGUCCAGAUUUAUCAAACUGAGUUUAUUAUUGAUUUUUUAUCAUAUAAUAAAAU
Molecule: messenger RNA, 2171 nt
Organism: Gastrolobium bilobum
Lineage: Eukaryota; Viridiplantae; Streptophyta; Magnoliopsida; Fabales; Fabaceae
Product: splicing factor U2af small subunit B
Exons: 4
Coding region: 202-1020 (272 amino acids)
Biological process (GO): mRNA splicing, via spliceosome
Cellular component (GO): spliceosomal complex; U2AF complex
Molecular function (GO): metal ion binding; pre-mRNA 3'-splice site binding
Source: RefSeq, a predicted model, not a curated record